Messenger RNA from Colletotrichum chrysophilum, 1110 nucleotides. RefSeq lists its product as uncharacterized. Bases 1 to 1110 code for a protein of 369 amino acids. The transcript has a single exon. NCBI's taxonomy places the organism in Eukaryota, Fungi, Ascomycota, Sordariomycetes, Glomerellales, Glomerellaceae. The record is from RefSeq and is a predicted model, not a curated record.
AUGUAUACGCCGUCGACAUAUUUCCUAUUCACUUCAUUGGUGGCAACUCUGCCAACCGUGGUGUCACCAGCCCCGACUCCAGACCCAGAAGCACAGAAGCUGGCCGACCCGAAAUACGGUCCUAUCCCGGGUCAGUCAAGACUCUACAGCGACUACCGUGGCAAAGCGGCUCCAUUCCCAGGCAAUAUUACUUCACCGAUCCUCCCCACUGAGUCAGGCGACCCAGACACCGACGACCAGGUUUGGCAGAAUCUCUUAGCUGCUGAGUGGGCGAUCUUCAACUUCUACCAGCAAGGAGUUGAGGCUUUCAACACCUCAUCCUUUGUCAAGGCCGGCUUCCUCAACACCACAUAUGACCGCAUUGCGGAAAUCCGCGACAACGAGGCAGGACAUUUGAGAAUCUUCCAGAACGAGAUCUCGAAUAAGAGCGUAAAGCCAGGCGCUUGCAAAUACGAGUACCCGUUCGAGGACCCCACCAGCUACUUAGCAUUGACCACCUUUCUUGAGGUCGCGAGCAUGGCGUUCUUGACUGGUUUGGUCCAAGAACCCAAGAGUGAGGCUGCGCGAGGGGCUAUGGUGGCCAUCGCAACUGUCGAGUCGAGACAUGAGACGUGGUCGUUGGCGGACGUUUGGGGCGCGAAUCCAUUCUCGGGACCAAGCGAUACGGUCUUUCCAUAUGCGAACCAGAUCUUGGACAUGACCAACGUUUUCAUUAUUCCCGGAAGCUGUCCUCCCGAGAACCCCCAAUAUCCAAACCCCAACCAACACCUCCCGCCUCUUUCUGCUGCUUCAGGCACUAAGUCUAUUGCUCCUGGUGCCGAAGUCUCCUUCAACUUCACCAGACCGACGGAUCAACCCAAGUUCAACGAUACCAAAUCGUACUUUGCGGUAUUCUUCCACGCUGUCGGUAAUGUCAGUGUGCCAAUCGACGUUUCCAACUGGAAGACUGGAGAUUUGGUGAAUGUCACUAUCCCAGCGGACUUUGGGGAGAAGGGCGUUAUCAUCACCGUCGUGGCAGACGAACCAGGUGCACCUGAGUUGGAAACUGUUGUUGCUGGCCCAAGCAUUUUGCUGCAGCAGCCUACUCCAAUCGGAUUGCUGUUGGCUUAA